GAGACAAUUAUUUUUAGUUUACAUAAUUUAGAUUUUUCUUCUGGGAACUGCACUCGUGUUUUCAUUGACUCAAAAUGAAUCUAAAGAGUCUAAAAGUAUUUUGUCCCCUUUAAAGCACUACGCUCGAAAAUGUGAUUUAUAAGAGCGUAAAGAUUCUCUGAUAUGAAAAACAAAUGUAACACUGAAGAUGCAACAUGUUUUCAUGUGAUCUUAAAGUUACUAAUCGGUUUGCAGUCGCUCGACUGCUUAUUCUGCUCCGCUCUUCAAAUCUUGUUCAAGGUAAUUAAUUAAUUAAUUGAAUCGAUCUAAACACUGACAGGCACAAAUACAUCAAAAAAUGUCUUGUUAAUUUAAAAGCACUUACAAAUCAUUUGUAAAUUUAGAAAUUCAUUACAAACUCAUGCUAUUAAUUUAACCAUUCAGCAGCCACAGGAAGAGUUGGACUUUGCUGAAUAGCGGCUGAAAAUGAAGAUGUUAUUUUAUGUUAUUUAUUUUGGUGCAUUUCAGGUAACUUGGUGUUUAUCUGUUCAUUUAACUCUUAAUUAUGUUUAGCUUCCAACACGGAUCAUGUCAGUGGUUUAAAAAGUUUUCUAAUAGAAGAGCGUCCAACACGUUUAAUAUAUUUAUGCUAAUUACUAAUGAAUAAUUGGUUGUUAAGGCAGCUGACUGUCAAAGAGAAAGAAAUUGUUUGUUACAAGACUCACAUUACCGCAUCACGUCAGCUCCUUCCUAGUGAGAAACGUUAACGCUACAUAUGACAGCGCCGACAGGGUUUACAGCGCUCCAUCACAUCUCAAACAUUAAGUCCUGAUCCAGAUGUCUUAGCAAACUGAAGCCAAAUAUAUAAUUAAUGAACCACGAAGAGCCUUUUCAACACAAAGUUAAAGGACAAUGUUUGUAUUGUUCAAAUGUUACAAAUCUCAUGUGAAGAUUGAAACCAACAGUGUUUUAGUCCGACUCUCUAAUCUGACUUCCUGUCUGUGGCUCUGAGCUCCAAGCUGAUUGGUUCCUCCUGGAGAAUAAAAUCUUGUAAAAGCCACAAAUAUGUAAAGACUUCAAAAGAAAUAUCUAAAUAUAAAUUCUGUAUAUUUGAAACUGUUUGAAUAGUCACUUUUUCAGGUGUCAAUACAUCAGUACGAGCUGCAUUUCAUUGCUCUUCUCUCUGACAGUGAGUCGACACAGUGCUGACCACCAAUCAAUCAAUCAAUCAAUCAAUCAGUCAAUCACAACUUUAUUUACAAAGCAGGAUUAACCCUCUCAGGGGCCUUUUGGCGACGACGAGCUGUGGCCACACUGUGACCCUCCUUCUCCCGCUCUGCUAACUGUAUGUGGUUGUUAGUCAUAUAUUUGUGGCAUAAAGGGCUUUUUGUUUUGGAGCACAGCAGCACAAGGAGAAACUGUAAACCUGCUCUUUGUAACAAGCCGCAGUCCUUCAGAGGACAGAACAGCUCGGUGCUUCCUGUUUCUCCAGCAGGUACUCCAACGCUGACUUUUACUUUGAAAUCACUGCAGGAACAUCCUCUAAACAUGUAAUGUUGGUUUAAUUCACUGUGUUCACGUCCAUUUGAUUGUAAGUUAUUGCAUUUACACCUUCUGUGUUUUACAGUUUAUUUGGUGCAGUUGUUAUUUUUCUUUUGUAAACUAACUGGUAACUGUGUGUUUUAAGUGCUGCACAAAUAAAAUGUAUUGUUAUUAUCUGCCUGUGACAGCUUUUAGAUAAAUGUACAUGCAUUGAGUCUGAUAAGUGGCUGUUAGAUGAGUUUUCACCUGAUAUUAAGUUAUUUUGAUGUAAUUACUGGGCGAUCUGCUGCCCUACAUUAAUAGGUACAUUCUUCUUUUAUAAUUUUUGCUUGUACUUUACUUUGAGGCAGUUGCAUGUUCACUUUUGUAAGUGGUCUGCGUGUUUCUAACAUGGUUGAUUCCUACUGAAGACAUGGUGGGCCUGUAAAUAUAAGAUUUUUACUUUUAUUGUGAAAAUCACCAACGAAUGCUACCGGAAGUGAUUGUGCCCGCUGUGGCGAACCUUCUAACUUUGUCCGUGAUGUACCAGCGGUUGGAUGGGUAGGCGUCACACUAAAGCGGAGAACCAGAACCAGAACCAGAGGAUCUUGGGUGGAUGAACCUGUUUAAGUGAACUUCACGUAUGUUUCACCUCAGACUGCUGUUAGAAAAGAAUGCUUAAGGACGUUAACGUAGGGUGCUAGCAGGAAAUAGACGGAGGCGAAACAGAGUGCUGGUCGGUCCGAGUGGCCUUGAUUAAGACCAAAAUACAUUUUUCAUCGAUCCAAACCUGUAAACCUGAGACUCUGUGCUGUAAAGGUGUUUUAUAAUCUGAAUUAUCUCCCGGUGUCCUACGAUGCUGAUGGAGCUAGCUUAGCUUUCUACCAGGAACUAGACGGACCCGACAGCGCACAAUAGAGGGACCAACGGUUUUUUCUGGAGGACUCGCCGACGAAAGAAAUGUCUAAAGUCCAAACGCUGAGAGUUGUUGUGAAGCAGCGACUAACUGCGGCUGCUGAAGAGAUAUUUGAGCUGUUUGAAAGAACGAUAGCAGAGUACGAGGAGGAACUGUGUCGACAACGGAAACUACUGGACGCUGUUUUCCAGCCUCAGGUCCAGUUACACAGAACAGUUCAGACCUUCACUCCUGUCCCUGUGAAGAGUGAAGAAGAUGAAGAGGAACCUCAGUCCUCACAGCUUCAUCACAUCAAACCUGAAGAGAUCAGACAUGGAGAACAUUUGAAAACAGAAGCUGGUGUAGAGGACUGUGGAGGACCAGAACCAGUCAAGGACUCAGAUCCAGAUAGAUAUUUACAGCCAAAGGAAAUAGACGGAGCCCGACAGUUAAAGAUGGACGUCCAGUUCAGCAGAGCAGUCUCCACAGACGUCCAGCAGCUGUUGGUGAUUAAAGAAGAAGUGGAGUGGAGUUCCAGUCUGAACCAGGACGACCCACCAGCACUGCCACAGGAGGAACUCUGGACCCGUCAGGACGGAGAGCAGCUUCGAGGGUUGGAGGACACCAGAGAGCCACAAUCAGGUUCAAACAUUCUGCAAAUACAUAAAGUAUCUGUAAGUGAUGUGGAAUAUACGACAGGAACAACAUUAACAAACUCUCAUGAAUGUGCUACAGGCUUUGGACACAGUGGCCCUCUACAGAACCAAGUGGCACCAUUUAGUUGCGCAUUUUGUGGUAAAAGAUACCCUCGGAAGAACUCUUUAAGGUCUCACAUGAGGCUUCAUGUAGAAGGGAAACGUUUCAGCUGCCCAGUUUGCCAAAAAGAUUUUCAGUGGAAAAGAGAUGUGGUGGCGCACAUGAGAAGCCACACAGGAGAGAAACCGUUCAGUUGUUCAGUUUGUGGCAUGAGAUUCGCACGGAAGGAGGAUCUGAAUCGGCACUUGAGAGUCCACACGGGGGAGAAACCAUUUAGCUGUUCAGUUUGUGGGAAAAGAUUUGCAAGAAACGCACAUCUGAAGCGACACUCGGCCAUCCACGGGGUGAAAACAUUUCCUUGAAGCCUUCGUAGUAAAAGAUUCACUCGGUUUGCCUCUCUUGAACAUUCAGUGUGUUGAUGAGAGCAGCAGAAAGAAGUGAAGACUUCACUAAACACUGAUUAGUUCACACUUGUGAUACAGACUCCAAAAUCCGUCUUAUUGUCAUCGAUCACGGUCAUUUUAAUCGUCUUUUUAUUUAAGGGGAACACUUGGUUGUUUUAAAUCAGCUGUUCUUUUUUAAUCUAACGUCUGUUUAUUGAUUUAAAAUGUCAUUAUUUCGUCAGCACUUAGGUCAGUACGUUGUUUGACUAUGUGUGACUGACUCAAGACGCUUCUCCCAAUAUCACUAUUUAUUUCAAAUUUAAUGGACUCUUCUUUCACACAGAUGCAGGGCUGCCCCUGAUUAAUGUUUGUCAGCAUCAACUACUAGUCAUUAGUCUAAAUCAAUUUAUUUCUAAAGCCCAAAGUCACAAUCACAUCGCCUCAGUGGGCUUCACAUCGACCAUAGACCCUCGAUUCUAAUAAAAAUAGAUGGAAGAAAACCUCAGGCAGAGCCUCAGAGGAGGAGACGGACAGAUACAAGUUACUUAUAUAAAAUAUACAUGACGUGUUUGGAUUCAGGAGGACGACUGACAAACUUUGUAAAAGUUGUUUAAGCUGUUUUAUGUGUCAUUUGGCUGUUGAUGUACUUACAUGUACUGUUGGUGAUGGUCAGCUGAAGUUCACCUUAGUUUCUGAUUUCUUUUUAUAAGUAAGACGUAAUUAUAUUUCAUUUACUUGCAGAUUUACCUCAGGUGGUAUUGUUGAUGUAUUUUCUACUAUUUGUUUCUUGUUGGUCCUUUUGUUCUUUGUUGAUAUGUUAUAAACUUAUAGGAUUUAUUGAUUAGGUACAAAAACACUGUAUUUUGUACUUUAUAUAUAUAUAUAUAUAUUUAUAUAUCUGUGGUCUUGAAAUGACAUGAAUGAAUAAAUGAAUGAAUGAAUGAAUGAAUGAAUGAAUGAAUGAAUGAAUGAGUGAGUGAAUGAAUGAGUGAAUGAUGUUUCAGUGUUACUGGAGCUACAGAUCUUUUAUUUUAUUUAAAGUUCUUUGCUGAGAAAUGGUAGAAAACAAUCCAAAACAAUAAUCUGUUAAAUAAAUCACCAUCCUGAAUUCCUCUC
This is a messenger RNA of Acanthopagrus latus (yellowfin seabream), 4650 nucleotides long. Its product is annotated as oocyte zinc finger protein XlCOF6.1-like. The transcript is spliced from 3 exons. The record is from RefSeq and is a predicted model, not a curated record. Lineage: Eukaryota; Metazoa; Chordata; Actinopteri; Spariformes; Sparidae. The coding region runs from base 2461 to 3513 and encodes 350 amino acids. Gene Ontology annotation, cellular component: PcG protein complex; transcription regulator complex. Gene Ontology annotation, biological process: regulation of transcription by RNA polymerase II. Gene Ontology annotation, molecular function: RNA polymerase II cis-regulatory region sequence-specific DNA binding; DNA-binding transcription factor activity, RNA polymerase II-specific.